Ostertagia ostertagi is the source of this 315-nucleotide messenger RNA. The record is from the annotation of a GenBank genome assembly. Lineage: Eukaryota; Metazoa; Nematoda; Chromadorea; Rhabditida; Trichostrongylidae.
AUGUCCGAAUUUCAAGCCGUUUUGUUAUGCGGUGGUUCGGGAAGUCGCAUGACAGAAUUAUGCGACGGAAUGCUCAAAUGUCUACUACCUAUAGCCGAUGUACCGAUGUUUUGGUAUCCACUGAAUACCUUGGUAUGUUCAGGAGUAAAAGAUAUCAAGCUUUUCGUUCGGGAGGAUGGCAGAGCUGAAGUGAGCAGUCUGUUGGCAACUCCUCUCUUCUCAUUCCCAUCAGUAACUAUAGAGUUGGUUCCUUUGUCGCGGGAUCAGGAGGACUGGGGGACAGCAGACGUGCUUCGACACCAUGCUGCAAAGAUA